AUGCUUCUGCCGGUACAGAUAUAUGCGAUGACGAAUUUGGAUGGACUCCCUAAGGAAAUCUGGAUAGAGAUCUCAGGAUGGUUGGGACCUUCAGACAUUCUACAACUUCGUCUUUGUAAUAGAUCUCUUUGUAAAAAACUGAGCUCACGGGCUAUUUGGAGGCCUCGUUGUUAUGAGAAAUGGCUUACACAUUUACAGCACGAUCCAUUUUGCAUUGAGUUAAAACCAAAGGAUCACACUUGGUUUUACCACUAUCGUUUUAGAAAUCACAUUGAAUCGCGUAUUUCGAAAGAAAUAUUAAAUGCAUUGGCGUCAUCAGAACCGUACCACGAGUUAUUCCCAAGAUUUGUGCAUUAUAAACCUUCUCAUGUUAUUCCACUUUUACAUGGUGUUUUGAAAAAUGGAUGUUUAGACGGCGCAGCUGAUAAAGGCACAGGUAUGGAUAUCGUAACCAUUUGUCACCAUUUACUCAUGUGUAUGAGACAUAAACAUGUCUACGAAUUAAUUGGUCAAAACGAAAUGGAAUACGUUCACGAUGCGGAACUGAUGAUUUUUCUCAGAUUAUCAGCAAUGGAUUCUUCAUUUGAUCUUUUAUUACAUCAUAGAGACAGGGUUCUCAGAAGGGUACAUUCGCUAGUGAAAUUAGAAUGGGACGAAUUUAUUAAGUUGCCGGCAACUAUUAGAAUUGAUAGACUGGUUGGGUAUUUGAUGCAGGCAUUAAACCACAAUAAACCUUGGCCGGUAGGAGGUCCCGGUCAACUGUACUUGGAGGAUUUCAUCUUGUUAAGGGUAUAUGCAGGUGAAACACAGGGACAUCCUUUACUAAUACUGGCUAUUGUACAAACGUUGGCAUCUUUUUAUGGCGUAGAAACUGCAUUAUGUGGAUCUUAUCUGAUUAUACGUGAUCCUAAAUUGAGAGCCGGCGAGACUUAUUUAACAAUUUCUGCAGAAGGGAAUCCCAAGAUUUUCACUAAAAAAAGGUUGGUGCAAAGUCUGACAAGAAUACUAAAUACAAGUGAAGGGAUUGUGGUUAACCAAAUUUUACCAUCCAUAUUACAGCCAUUAGCUUAUAAAGAACUGGUUUCCACCAUCUUCAGAGAGUUAUUACCACUGUACAACAAGUCCAAAUGGUCAGCAGCACCUCUACCGAAAAAUCCACCGUUGUACAAACAAUUAUACCCUCAUAGUAGACAACCAAUGUCGGCAGAAAUUGUUCACUAUUUCACGUGUGUUUACAAGGCCUACGAAAUGCAGUCACGCAUUGAAAUGCGAAUUUCCUCUCUUUAUGCAGUUGCAUUCAAGGAAGUGUUCAGGUUGGUUUCGAGGUUGUACCCAGGUGAUUAUUCGUAUGCGGCCAAACUAUUGCAUGGUCGUGGCGUUGACUUCGGUGAGCACCUUUUGAAAUAUGAUGAAUGGAUUUUCCAACUGCAUAGCAUUGCCAUUGAAUCCUCGGAUGAAUUAGGUACUUUUGUCUCCUCUACAAGAGAUUCAUACCCAAUGUGUGUCGUCGGAGUUCGUACUUUUAAUAAUGGUAAUGUCUACUACACAUUGAUGAAUUAUUGCGGUGAGUUCUUCGUUGAAUUAAGCAAUAAUUUACAAGAAUACGACGCUAAGGGAAACCAAGAGGUUAUAUUGGAGUUUUUAGAGACAUCUGGAUUUUCGGAUUUGGGAUUAGUAUUUUCGCAACUAGAUAGAAAUGAUUGGAAGUUGAUACCCAACGAAAGAAUUAAAAAGCUAUUGCUAUAA
Messenger RNA from Zygosaccharomyces rouxii, 1746 nucleotides. RefSeq names its product SCF ubiquitin ligase complex subunit MDM30 (gene MDM30). The transcript has a single exon. Gene Ontology annotation, molecular function: protein binding. Lineage: Eukaryota; Fungi; Ascomycota; Saccharomycetes; Saccharomycetales; Saccharomycetaceae. The record is from RefSeq and is a predicted model, not a curated record. The coding region runs from base 1 to 1746 and encodes 581 amino acids.